CACCAGGAAAACACCUGACAGGGACACAACCACUUCAUUCUGUCCCUGUCAUCUGACCGGACACAGCUAUAGUUUUGGCUCAGGAAGAGAUAUGUGACCCAUUCCUGUGUAAGUCCUCUGACUUUGGAUCUAAGCAGGCAGCAGAUUGGGUUGGUUUUUUGAAAUGAAUGAAAGCCAGUCCUCCUGUGCUGUUCAAAUUGGUGAAGGAAAGUCCUGUUCCAGGGCUGAAUUUUCCUUGUUUCUGAACACCUACAACUGCUUUCUUAAAGACAAAACACACCUGCACCUUGUUGUCUGUGAGAAUGCAGGGCAGGUGACAUUUGAAGGCAUUCUGGUCAUUUCAUGGGGAGUAAAGAGACCCAUUCGGCUAAAAAUACAAGAUGAGAAACAGAUUUUUCCAAAUGAGUCUUCAGUCAAGUCACCAGAUCCCAUCAGUCCACUUGGAAGCAAGAGGGGUAUGACACGUUGGGGAGAAUUUGAUGAUCUUCAUCAUAUUGAUGAACUGGAAGAAGAUAUUCAGGAUGGAUCCAAGAAACCUGACAAUCCCACUGAAGACUACAUUGAAUAUGAGAGCAAGACUUUAAGACUUCCUCGGCCCAGGUUAAUCAGUGACAAAAGUUCAAAUCUGUUCCGAACCAUGAGUGACGCCUCACUGGUGAAGAUGAGGGUGAAGAGUAAGAAGAUGGUAGAACGACAGAAGAACAGAAACAAUCGCUUCUCCAUCAAUGGACACUUCUACAACUACAUGACAUCCAUUUUCACGCCAUCAUAUGGAGCAACCACAAAUGUCCACAUUAACAGCAAGAUGACAACACAAGAGGUCAUUACACAACUGCUUCACAAAUUUAAAAUAGAAAACAGUCCUAAUGAAUUUGCUCUCUACUGUAUUCAUCAAAGUGGAGAGAAAAAAAGGCUAAGCAGUUCAGAUUUUCCAUUGUGGGAGCGUCUUCUUCAGGGACCUUCAAACAGCAUUAUGAAGAUGUUCCUCAUGGACACAGACGAACAGGAAAUUAGUCUUGAUGUGGCUCAAUACCUCAAUUUAGAGCUGCCAAUUUUAAGGGUAAUUUUGCAGAAGCUGGAAGAGCAAGAGAAUCAAGAAUUACAAAGGAUAAUUUCAAAGUAUGAACAUCAACGCAAUCUCUUAUUGCAAUGCUUGAAUAAAAAGUUGAUUAAGACUGAGACAGCUGUAUAAAAAAAGACUUAAGAGAGACAUGAGCAACAUGAGACUGUUUUCCACUUGGUGUGAUCCAAAGACUAUAAGAUGAAAUGGAAAAAAACAUGACAUCACUGGAACGAUUUCAAGACUAACAAGAGGAAUCAUUUGAGAUGUUGAGAAGUGCACAUAGGACAUGUUUAAAACUGUUUUACUCAUAUAGUUGUGCUUAUAAUGUAAAAUAGUUUUCACUUCAGUGUAAUUACAAUAUUUAUCAUGUGUCAAACCAAAUAAAAUGCUAUUUGACUUGCAGUUUGAGAAUUAACUAUAAGAUUUGCACUGUGGUUUGCUCUCAAGCAUUCUCAUUCUUGAAAAUGUAUAAAAACAGUCACUGGAAAAAAAAAAUCUUUAGUUUGAAAAAUAAAUAUGGACACUGUUGCUAAGGGAAUGUUGUGUUUGGAAAAGUAUUCUACUAGACUAGACAUAGUAUUCUGGCAAACAUCUUCGCUAUCUGUUAACAAGAGUUUCUAAAUAUUCGUAGUGCAUAACACUUUUCUGCUUGGCUAAAUUUAUCAUUUGAUAUGAUUGUUUUUGUAUACACUCUUAGAAGAAAAGGUUCCAUUUAGAACCCAAAAGGGUUAUAUCACUCUCUUCAUAUUUGGAACCCCUAAAAGGUUCUAAAUAGAACCCUUUUAAAGGGUUCCAUCAAACGAACCCUAAAGAGUUCUUUGAGCCAAGUUUUUAAGGGUUCUAAACAUGGAAUCGUAACAUUUGGUUUUUGUUUAGUUUUUAAAUUUAGUUUUUGUUUAUUACCAGUUUAAAGUUUAAUAGAUAUGUGAAUUAAAAAGUUCAUAUGCAAAAAGGGUGCAAAAAGGUACUUUUUUUGGAACAUCUUUUAAAAUAGGACCUUUUUCGCAUAAAGGGUUCUUUGGAGCCAAGUAAAGAACCCUAGGGUUCUAUAUAGAACCCCAAAGAACCUUUUUUUUUUUUUUUUAUAAGAGUGUAGUCUCAUUAACAUUUCUUUGAACUUAUAAAAUUCUUACCUUUAUUAAAAAAAAAAAAAAAAGAAAAGAAAAGAAACUCAGGUAUUGAAGUUGCUUGCAUAUUUAAUUUACUUGUGCUUUGACAAAACAUUUUGUAUUUUUUAUCUUAUACAAAAUAGAAAGUACUGAAUUAUUAGGGUCAAAACAUACAUGUCCUUUCAAAGGGAUAUUGCUUUAAAAUCGGUGUCAAUUCAUUUUACAAAAAGUCUCCAGCCUACAAGUGAUAAAUCAAUCAAAAAAAAAAAAAAAAAUGUUU
Messenger RNA from Myxocyprinus asiaticus (Chinese sucker), 2452 nucleotides. RefSeq names its product Ras association domain family member 6 (gene rassf6). NCBI's taxonomy places the organism in Eukaryota, Metazoa, Chordata, Actinopteri, Cypriniformes, Catostomidae. The transcript has 11 exons. The record is from RefSeq and is a predicted model, not a curated record. Gene Ontology annotation, biological process: signal transduction. Bases 164 to 1192 code for a protein of 342 amino acids.